AUGCCCGGUGAUUUCCUCCCCCCGCUGCUGCUCCUGGCUCUGUUCGGGGUGACCCGGGGCUGCCUGCAGGACCCGGCCUCGGCCUACAGGUUCACCGGGACUGUGUGCAGACUCACCUACCCUGCUGCUGUUGUGUUGAACGAGAAGACCACCAAAGUCAUCGAGGCAGCGUUCCAACAUGCCAAAUACCCCAGCAUGCAGGGAGAAAAGUCCCUGCUCUUUGUGGGAAAAGUCUCCUACGGCCUGGACAAUUUGGAGAUUCACAACCUGUCGAUUGGCCGGAGUCAGUUCGAGCUGUUCCCGGGAAAAGGCAUCGGCCUGGAGAUCAGCAACGUGUCGGCCAUCUUUAAAGGGACCCUCCAGUACGGAUACGGCAGCUGGCUUGUCAACGUUGCACAGACUCUCGACUUUGAGAUUGAUUCUCAGAUUGAUCUUGGAAUCAACCCAAAACUUUACUGUGGCAAAGGGAAGGUGGCGGCGGACACGUCCGACUGUUACCUGACCUUUCACAAGCUUCGCCUCCACCUGCAGGGGGACAAACAGCCGAACUGGCUGAAGAAGCUCUUCACCGACUUCAUCACCUUCACGGUCAAGCUGGUCAUCAAAGGCCAGAUUUGCAAGGAGAUCAACAAGCUGGCGGACAUCCUGGCCGACUUCAUACAGGACACAGCAGCGCACUUCCUCACUGAUGGAGACAUAAGUGUGGACAUCGGAGUGACCGCGGCUCCUGUCAUCACCGCUAACUAUAUAGAAUCAUACCACAAGGGGCUGACCAACUACAAAAACACAACCUCCGUGAUCGACAACUCUGCGUUCCACCCAAGUCAGCUGACUGAAGACAGGAUGCUUUACCUGUGGUUCUCAGUGUCUGGCGGAAACGGCGACUCCGGAGCUGAGAGUGUGGAGCUCGUCUGUUCCCUUUGUCAACACCUCCACCGUGGGCACGGCGGUCUGGGGGCAGGCAAAAGUCAGAACGUCCAGUUUUCUCUUCCCUAA
Messenger RNA from Menidia menidia (Atlantic silverside), 996 nucleotides. Lineage: Eukaryota; Metazoa; Chordata; Actinopteri; Atheriniformes; Atherinopsidae. The record is from the annotation of a GenBank genome assembly.